Molecule: messenger RNA, 8131 nt
Organism: Schistosoma curassoni
Lineage: Eukaryota; Metazoa; Platyhelminthes; Trematoda; Strigeidida; Schistosomatidae
Source: the annotation of a GenBank genome assembly
GUUUACCGCUUAUAUCAAGUGAUAUGAUAUCGUGAUAUAUGUUUCUGUUAGUUGUGGAUAGAUUGUGUCACCUUAGUUUUCUCCCGAUACAUAUAUGUCGGAUCCAUUAGUUUAGCCUUAAAUGAAGUUCGCUGAGAGACUGAAUGCUCAUCUCACUCCAGAAUGGAGGACUCAGUACAUAGAUUACGAUGAAUUGAAGGAACACCUUUAUAAAUAUACACAAGUUUUGGAAACUCUUCCUUGUAAGUUAGUUUUUUGUAUACAUCACUUUCAACAUAGUUUUCUCUGAGGAAGAGACCAAAGCAUUUUUGGAUGAAUGUGACGAAGAAUUUUUUAACCUAUGUGAAAGUGCCUUGAGGAAGAUUGAGGUGUUUUUUUCUGGUGAGACUGAAAUCGUUUAUUGACAGCUGAAUUUAGAGAAGAUUGCUGAAGCUAAUCGAAAGUUCACCACUUUAGUAGAUGAACUUGAUAACUACAUCGAGUCUACUCAUCAUAAAUCAAUCAGUUGGAUUACAGGUUCUAAAGUCUCACUUUCCAGAAGACUAACAGAAUCAUUCGGAAGAGAAGGUGAUAAGUGCAGGGUGUCUGUAAGGGAAAAUGGUUCAACUAACACACCGAUUUGGAAUAAAAUCAGCAAAAUACAGUCUGAAGAAAACUCGGAGUUACGUCGCCGUCAGAGCCGUUCAAAACAGUCUGAAAAUCCGAAAUAUGAUGCCCAAAAAUUGGACAGAAGAAAGAAGACCUUUAGAAAGUUACAUGAUUUGAAGCUAGCUUUCAGUGAAUUUUAUCUAAGUCUUGUUUUACUGCAAAAUUAUCAAUCCCUUAAUUUCACGGGAUUCAGAAAAAUAUUGAAAAAGCAUGACAAGGUAAGAAAGGCUUGUGAUUGUUUUCGUUUUUAUCCUUGUUUAUCAAGUCACUUUUUUCGGCAAUGACAUUUUGACAUUAUGAAAACCAUUUGAAGCAUUUCGUCUUAAACAUUCUGACACAUAUUCUAUAUGAAUUGAUUUGCUCACUUACGUUCAUUUAAUUGUAGGGUGAAUCUUGUCAUAUUGUUUUUUUUACUCAUAAUUACCAAGGAAAGUGUAGGUCGUAAAUGCUAUGGUCAAAUGAACAAGUUGUACGAAAGCUUUGACCAUUACUUCAAGUGUGUGAAUGUUAGCAAACAAUUAUUCUCUAUUUGGUGACAAGAAAAUCAAUUUCUGGUGAUCUCAUAGUUGUUAUCAUACAUGCGCUGCUACACAUGUCACUUAAUAUCGAUAGACGCCAGCGUUUAUUGUAUCUGUGACGGUACCAAAAAUGUCCAUACUUUUGUACACGACUCAAUUCAUCACUAAUUUUCUACUCUGGUCCCACAAUUUUUCUCGGUUACUUUCAAAGUUAUUUUUUCUUAGUCUUAUAUGAGUUAUCACUGUACAUCAAUGUCAACUAUAACUUGUAGUAAAUGCACAUGACUUAGCUACCUUCACCGGUCCGCAAACCUUUGAAUGAAUUGUCCUCAUUAUCUAGAAGUUUGUCCUUAAUUUUAUUGCUUACUCACUACUUUAAUCAUUGUGAUAUUCAUCAACAAAAGCCUGUGAUCUGCUCAUACUCUUCAUCACUUAUGGUUAUGUUAUGACCGCAUUGCAGUAAAAGCAACUCAUUAAAGAUUUUACCUAUCUUCAAUAAAAUUUCUGAUGUCUUAUUAGUUCUAUUAGUGAAUUAGUCCAAUAAAAAGAGAAAGAGCUUUCUUUGAUUGUUCUUAAGUCUCGUUAGCUGACAUAUUUCUGAACAAGUAAGUCAAUAUAGAUGAAAAGCCCAUAUUUUUAGACUAGAUACCUAUUUAAACCAGUUUUGCAGCUUUUCUUUAAUUCUAGAAGAUACAAAACAUGUAUUUAGGUCGCUCAAAUUGCUUUGGAUCAAUUUUGAGUAUUUAUUUAUCAAGCUGUGUCAUUCAAGUGUCACAAAUCUAUUAUAGGGGUUCCUAAGAAAAAACCAAUCUUAUAACGAUGCGGUUUGAUGUCAGUAUAUUCAUGAAAGUUAUGAAAGACAUUCUUGAUAGACAUCAUCGUUAAUGCUGACAUUGGAGGUGAGUUUUUAACAUGACUUCAAAGAGAGUGCCGUUAGCAACACAGUUUAUUUUACUUGCACUUUUAAAUUUAUACGGUUCUAUACAACAUGCCUGGAAAAAUCUAAUGUCGCCUUGUGUCUGAGGAAAAUAGACACACGGGUGCAAAAGAAGUAACGUUCUUUUGAAAGGCAGUAAAUGAUAAGACUCCACCCAAUAUAUAUUCCCGCCAGACAUGAAAUCCAACUUAUUUCCGCGGAUUUGUUGUUCCACGUCUGUUGCUAGUUGUUUUAUGUCUAUUUUAUUAUGGUCAUGAAUAAUUAUGUAACAUCACUAGUUUCUAAUCACCUUCCGUCUAUUGUGAUAUUCAAGAAUAUUAAUGUGGUUGAUUUAGUUUCCAAAUUUAACUGAUAUUUCCUGUUCAAAUCUUUCUGGAUUCAUGGUAAACCGUAUUAGUAGAGUUGUGCUUAAUCACAGUUAACAAGGUCUAUCGCUUAGUGGUUUAAUCAUUUGACUUUCUGAAAUUAGUCACCAUAUAACUUUUGGUUCUGUUUUAAGCAUAUGUUGAUAUGCAAUGAGAUUUAAGAUAAAUCUUAUUCAGUAGUAUUUAGCUAAAUUAAUCUCUGUUUCAUAAAAUAUGUUAAGCAUUUUAAACUUUGGUAAACACUUUUGGAUAUCUCUCAGUAAUCUUUUAAUCUUUUUAAUGGGAGAACAUAACUCCAGUGUCUUUUAUUUGUAGCUUCUCCGCCGGAACACAGGACUACUUUGGCGGCAACAGGUGGUUGAGUGUGCACACUUCAAUACUAGUAGGGAGGUUGAUGACCUUAUCACAGAGGUUGAGGUGAGUAAUAAAGAUUCAUGAUGUGUUUUGUUUCUAACUGGGUAGUUAUCCGACAAACCUAUAUAAUAAGAUGGGAAAAGAGCGAGUUUAGUGCCUAAGCAUGCUGAAAAUAGGAACUGGCCGUGAUCUGUUCUUUCGUGAAAGGACGUUGGUGUUUCGUCAUCUAUUGUUAAAUGAAAGUGGGAGAGUAGUGUUGACUGGCAUUUUCUGUCAGUGGCUAUUUGUAUGUUCUGCUUUAACAUGAGCUAAGUAGUACAGAAUAUCAGGACAAAUAAUGAUAUGAUAAUUUUGACAUAUUUCUUAUUUAUUGGUAUUUAUCAGCUGAAGUCAUUCAUCGAUAGUGUUAAUAAUGCAAUUAGGGUUAUAUUUGUAGUGCUUAUUGUGUUUAUGACAGUGAGCCAACAUGAACGAUAAGUUUUAAAGCGCAUAUUUGUUUGCUGGUCAGAAAUGUGAGAAAUGACUUUCUUUAAACAGGUAUAGUAACUAUUGAAUAAUACUGGUGAAAGACUGUCGGAGGAUAGUAAUCGCUUGUUAUCGUUUAAAAGGUAUAAAACAAUGAUAAUGACAGAAAAAAACCUAAAAAUAUUGGGGAAGUGGAUUCGAACCAUGAAGAGAUAAGAUUUUGCUGAUCUUAGUUUUACGAUCUGAUUUCAGGCUUGCAUUGGUGGAUUUCCAAUGCCUCUAUAGGGAACGAAUAUAUGGUUAGACCUCCUUUCGACCCCGUUAUUAUGACCGCGUAGAUUGUUUUGAACGAUGACCUAUUUAGGGGUGUGUGCCCAGAGUUGAUGAGGUACUUCUGUAUCAAGCUACUAGGUGCUUUGAAUUUCUCUUAUAAAAGCGUGCUGGAUAAUGUUUUGAAAUGCGUUUAAAGAGUGUUCGCUUUCUGCGGCUCACGAUAUUUGAAAUCACGGAUAACCUUAUGAUGCGAUCUCUUUAUACUCUUCUAUGCCUUCUAAUAGCCGUUAGUGAAAUAAAUAUAAGCACCUUUGUAGGGCAUCGCUCAUUAGCUAUGAUCGCAAUUCCGUUUCCAAUCAAUCCGUAUGUUGGUAGUUCCUAGUUUUAUCCACAGCGUAUAAUCUACUGAAUCUUAACAAAUGUGUGGGCAUUUUUAAUGCUAAUGAUGGUAAUUUUUAAUAGGUUCUGAAAUGAAUACACCACAUUUCAAUAUCUUUCUAUGUCACAGUAUCGUACUUUUGAAAAUUCAUUCUUUUUACCGCGUUAACUUAGAAUAUAUUUACGGAGAAACUAGAACAAGGUGAUAGACAAAAAGCCAUGAAACGGCUGCGAGUGCCUCCACUUUCCGAAAAGUAUAAUCCACGUGGCUUAUUCCUUUUUGGUUUGUUUUUUGGAGUUUUUCUGGCUCAGUUUAUUGUUAUAUUGUUAACUUGUAUAUUUUUACGCCCAUUACCACCACAUUAUCUCCCAGCUUUAAGAUUAUUUCGUGGAACAUUUCUCCUUAUAUUCUUUCUUUGUUUAUUUGGUGUAAAUACAUAUGGAUGGCGUUCAUCUGGUGUAAAUAAUGUCCUUAUUUUUGAAUUGGAUCCAAGAACACAUUUAGAUCAUUUUCAAUUAUUACAGAUUUCAUUCUUCUUUGCUAUGAUUUGGGGGUGUGCGCUGAUUUAUUUCUUAUUUAGUGAAGUACUACAUUCACCUGGAUAUGCAUCACCAUUAGUACUUGUUUCAUUCAUGACACUUUACUUAGUCAAUCCGUUUAGUUUUGCUCAUUCCAAAGCACGUCGUUGGUUAUUACGUGUAUUAGGACGAAUUAUCAGAGCACCAUUUGCAAAAGUUUCUUUCGCAGAUUUUUGGCUAGCGGAUCAACUAACUAGUUUAAGUUUCAUAUUUCCAGAUAUAGCUUAUUUUAUUUGUUUUUAUUCAUCACAAAUUGAUUGGGCUAAUGGAAUGAGUUACAAACCACAAAAUUCUUCUUCUUUGACAUUACCUUCACUAGUUAUGGGACAUAAUAGUCAAUAUUCUAAUUCAACACGUUUAACAAUUCCUUCUUGUGCUUCUCAUUCAAAUGAAAUUAUAGCUAAUAGCUGUCAAUGUGAAGGUAUUCUUUUCGGUUUGGAUCCAAUUUUGAAGGUGUUACCGUCUUGGUUUCGAUUUGCGCAGUGUUUGAGGCGUUAUAGAGACAUGGAUAUUAAAAAAGCCAAUCCUCAUUUAUUAAACGCAGGGAAAUAUUCUACAGCAUUUCUAGUAUCUACUUGUGGUGUCUGGCUGGCAUUCGAUCGAGGUACUUGGCCAUUGGUAGCUUAUAUUAUAUCUAGUAUUAUACGAUCUGGUUACACAUAUGCAUGGGAUAUUCUUAUGGAUUGGGGUUUAUUAGAUUGUCGGUCAGAAGAUAAACUAUUACGUGAUGAACUAGUCUACAGAUAUAGAGGUUAUUAUUUCUUUGCAAUAAUUGAAGAUUUUGUGCUCCGUUUAACAUGGAUCGCUCGUCUAAGUUUUGAACGUAUUGGAUUUGCACGGAUGGAAAUUAUCACAACAAUAUUUUUGACAACUGAAGUUAUUCGACGUUUUAUAUGGAAUUUCUUUCGUUUGGAGAAUGAACAUUUGAAUAAUUGCGGUCAAUUUAGAGCUGUUCGUGAUAUAUUUAUUACACCUCUACCUAAACGGCCGCCAAGAACAUCAUCGUUAACAACAUUUGGAAAUUCUAAUUCUCAUAGUGUAUUUAGUUCGAAAUUGGCUCGACCAAAUGUUCACUCGAAAUAUUCAGGGAAACCGGUUGGAUAUUCUCCGGAUGAUGGCCGAAGAAGUGUACCUGAUUUUACACGAGAUAAAUCUUUUAAUUCACCACAUAAACCCAGUCAUUUCCAAGCAUCUGACUCAUUAAGAUCUAGAAGAACAUAUGAUGUUAAGGAUACUGAGCACGAAAACUAUUUAACAGAAAUUAAAACCUCUAUGGAAGACAACGAUUUGUUUUCACAAGAGGAAAAACAGGAAAAUCCAUUUCAUCGAUUUUGGAGACAUAUGAGAUCGUUAGGAAAAAGUUCAUCUCAUUCGAAACAUAGUAAUCAUCAAUUUGACGCUAAUUACGAGUUGUCGACCAAUGAAAUCUCUGAUAACUCAGUCGAAAAUAAACCUACAUUUACCUUAUUUAUUGAUGAUGCAGAUGACAAUAAUCUUCCGAAUAAAUCUAAUCAAAUGCCAGCUUCAUUUAAUUCCAGAGAGGAGCAUUCUUCAUUAGAGAAAUCAAAUGAAAUCUCACCAGUAAAAUCGAAUUCUAAUCAACCAAGUGCUUCUAAGUCUCAUCCUUAUAUAAGGGAAAGACGUGUUCUUAUACUGAAUCACCAGACAGAUAAUGAAUCUGGGGAACCUUAUGAAAAGUGCAGGCUUGAUCCGACUCAGGAGAUCAUAAAAGAUUAUUCAUCAUCUCCGGUAAAAAAAUUACCACCGAAAUCUAUUUUAACAUCAGGUAGAAAGUUAGGUAUUUGUGAUCAUCAGCCGGUAGAUCAAUGUACAUUAAAUGUCGAUGACAAUGAGAAUAAAUCAAAUAAUCCAUGUGAUUCUGUAACUAAUUCUAAUCGUAAUGCAUUUGAACAAUUUUUGAAAAUGCAUGAUAAUUUAUCAUCUAUCAAUGAAUUAGGUCAUUCAAAUACAUCAGUAUCUCAUAUUAAUCAAGGUUUUGUUGGAUCUAAUCAACCGGACAAUGAAUUACCUAAUACACUUAAUAAUAAUAAUACUGUAACUAAUGAUUGUCAAAUAAUAAUAAGGGAUCCAUCACAUAUGGGAAUCGUUCAACAUGAAAAUGAGUCACAGUAUACUAUUCCUGUUACGUUGAUUUCUAACAGUGAAUCUAAUCAAAAUUUAUCAACUACUACACAACUAAUGGAUGGUAAACAUGGGUUAUAGAGUGAAAAAUGAAUUCAUUGAAAUUAUCAGUUCAUAAAGGAUACACACAGCAGAAUAGCAUAAUAAUAUUAAUGUGUAUAAACAACUGAAUAUUAUGUGAACCGUUGAUGCUCAAUUAAAAUGUUAUACAAUAGAACAGUUUGAUUGAUUGGUUAGUUAGUAGUCGAAAUAAAAUUAGUCUUUCGUUAAUUCCUUUUUAUAAGUCAACAUAUAUUCAUGAAUUACUUAUUCUAUUAACAGAAACUUAUAUGAUCUAAUAAUUUCUUUUCUUUUUAUGUAUAUGUGUGUUUUUCGGAUUAGUUUCUUUCUAUCAUUUAUAUUUUGCGCAUAAAUGAACUUUUUUUUUCAAAUGACUAGUAAUAUUCUUUAAUUAGACCCAUCAUUAAUUGAUACCAUUAAGGGAUAUCGAAGUAGUGUUUUUUCUAAUAACAAAAUAGAAUUUACAAUUAUUUUUAUUCUAUUUAUUAAUUCUUUAAAUUAUUCAAUGUUUGCCUUUUGUAUUUGAACAAGAAUUGAUUUUAUCACUUAACUAGGUAUAUGGAUUAUUUAUUAUUAAUCAUUAUCAAGUUGUAUAAGCAUACAUUGAAUGUUUAAUCUUUCUUACAUCAAUCACAUAAUAAUGUUUAUUUUUCAAGCUAAAUCAUCAUUGUCACCAUCAUUUUUACUUCUUAAUAAAUGGUAUAUUUUUUUAAAUAAUAGACUACUGACUCUCUUUAUUCCUACUAAUAUACAACUUUCAUAUUAAUGAAAUGAUGCACCAUUGCGCAUGGAUACACUUAAAACGUAUUUACAUGUACAUAUAUACAUAACUAUGGUUGCAGAUUUUUAAAAUAAGAAUAAAACAAAGAGAACAGAGAAUCAAUAAACAAUUUCAUAUAUUUCUUGAUUAGGUUAAUAAUUAUUUAUUUAUUUCCUUAUUUUGGUUUAUAUCCUUGUCAACCUAUCUCUCUCCCUUUCCACAAGAUCACAUCUAUAGCAGUUUCUUUUUUCUUUCUAAAACUAUAAGUUGUUUUCUUAUUAAAUUGUAUUUUCAUUUAUUUCAUACUUCAGUUACAACAUAUACACUAUCCAUUUUUUCUUUGUUUGUUUACAACUGAUAAAAUUAUUACCAUUUAAUUGUUUACAGACAUAUUGAGUUAUUUCUUCUUGUAGCAUAUAAAGCAUAUAAAAAAGGUACAUACAAACAUAUACAGAUUUAUUUUUAAAAAAUAUUUCUCGUAUAUUUGAUGAUUUCAACUUUACUAAUUAGUAGUUAGUUUUCUUUUCAAAAUUUGUUGUGUGUUAUUUUUUUAUAAUCAACACAUCUAACACAUGAUGUAUAUAUGCAAAUAUACAUAUGAAUAUCAAGAGGAAAGAAUAGAAAGAGAAUAAAUGAUUUUUUUAUUUGUUAC